Molecule: messenger RNA, 11458 nt
Organism: Cyprinus carpio (common carp)
Lineage: Eukaryota; Metazoa; Chordata; Actinopteri; Cypriniformes; Cyprinidae
Product: pecanex-like protein 3
Exons: 34
Coding region: 1822-8628 (2268 amino acids)
Cellular component (GO): membrane
Source: RefSeq, a predicted model, not a curated record
CGUUGCGGCAUCAGUUCUCUUCCUGUAGGAGGGCGUUUGCUACCUGUGUGAAUGAAGCGAUUAGACACUGGAACUUAGCGAGCUCACAUUCUGGGCUUUUUUCGCUGGAGUUUUUACACAGCGGCCCUGGACUUAACGAGGAAAUGGCUGCUGUGGUGACCGCGUAGAGAUAUUUUGCGUUCUGUGUUUGUUUUUGUAUUUUUCUUUUCGACAUAAGGAGGUAGCACUCAGUGCUGCCGUUAGCCUAUGCUAACUCGCGUUCAGUUUCGCGUUCCUGCGGUUUUCCUGCUCUCGUUUCUGGAGGAAUUAACGCAGACCCUGUCGAGAUCAACCAUGGAGUGUUGACGGAGUUGAAGAGUGCACUUACAUCGGAUAAUUUCGCUACAAAACACUUAUGCCAAAGUCAGAGGUGUCUCACUACUGCUUGUAGCAUGUUAGCGGUUCGGCUAGUGAGUGUCAGGUGAUAUUGAACUCUAAGAGGAAUGCUAGCCUUCUAAUUAAGCCGAGAAACUGAUAAAAUAGAUUAAAUAUAAUAUUUACAUCGCUUCUGAUUGGUUUUACGCCUAACAAGUUGAUUCAGGCUAAAAUUUAAUCGUUCAGCUGUUAGCGUUAGCGCUUUUGAAACACACGAUUUGUUUAUAGUUCUAAAAUAUUCGCAUCCUAGUAACGUUUUCAUUGAAGUGCUAUUGAACCAUUUGCUGGACAUUUAUCUCUCUAACUUACCGUCUUUUUUUUAGGCUCAAUGUAAUGUCAAAGCUGCUUCAGGCAAGAUAUCAUACCUAUGCUAACAUUAGCUGUAUGUUAGCAUGUUAAUUUGUAUGGUUUAAAGCCAAAACCACUGAGGCAUUUGUCAGCGUUCUUUUAUUUAAACGAGUAUUGCUUACAGAGGAUGCUUAUUGUUUUUCCUCCUCCAGCUGUAGAGAUUGGCUACUGCCAUACAGGAAAAGUUGAGAGAAUAUUCUGACUUUUUAGGCCUAGAGAUGGCUGCUGGUUAAAAGAAAUUAGCAGUCAAUUAAAAUAUAAAACUCUAAAUGGUGUAAUAUAUACAUAUCUCUUGUUGGGGAACGGGAAAGGUUUACAGAUUUGUUAGGAAAAACUAGAAAUUGAAUUCUCAGGACUCUGAAGCUGUAUACCAUAUUUUCAAUAGUUACAAAAGCAUAGAAAGCCAAUGAAGACUUUAAAACUUACUGCCUGUCUUUUCUCUGCUUUGCCAAUAAUAGUAUUAAGAUUGCAGGUGUUCAGUGAUCUUAUACAUAUCCGUUAUCAUCUCUGAAUUUAGUUAAAUAUAUAAUAGCCCCCUAAACGAAACCUGAGACAUCGUUUGUAUUUUCUAGAAAACCCAUAUUAGGCUACUUUAUCUAAAUCAGACAACCAUCUCAUGCCUUAGUAACAUGCCACAGAUAGAUUAAAAUGACCAUAUUCAAAAUAGCCUGUUGAUCUUAAGUAUGUCAUCAGAACAGCUGGUUUAUUUAUGGAAUUGUGUUUGUUUAAAGUGCUGGAAAGUCAUAAAGAAACCAAACCAAGCAGUUUUGAUGAUUCCUCAGGAUGAAUGUUUUCAUGUAGCCCUUGGGUCACAGUUGUGCCAAAAACUCUUGAUGAACUUCACUACAAACAGGGGUCUGCUGGAGGAGCAUGCAAGUAAACUGUUGAUACUAAAAGAACACAGGUCUGAAGUUGUUUUGGAACGUCUCGCUUUCUGCUAAUUUUUUUCAUUACCAGUCUGAGAAAGUCCUUCCUGAGGUUCCCAAUGGAAGUGCUGCACUAGAAACUUUGACAAGGGAACUUCAAGAUCUCUGGGUUGUCUCAUCCAGAAGCGAUAAUAUGGGCUCUCAGGCUCUUCAGAUAUUGCGGCAGGGAGUGUGGGCCUCUCUGACCGGAGGAUGGUAUGUGGACCCUCAUCAGAGUACCUUCUCGAACUGCUUUCAUCUCUACCUCUGGAUAUUCCUCUUGGCCUUCCCAUUUCUUCUGUACAUGGCCCUUCCUGCCAGUUUAGUGGUGGCUGGUGUGUACUGCGCUGUGAUAGCGGCCUUCUUUACGGCCAUAAAAGCAGUGAACUUUCGACUGCAUGCCAUGUUUGACCUGGGCGAGAUUGUGGAGAAGAGGCAGGCCUCGUUCACCACAGACCCCAAUAGAGUGGAAGAAGGAGAAGAAGGCUCUGGUGCUCAUGACGGAAGCCAGCGCAGGGACAGUAGUGUGGGUGUGGAAAUGACAGUGUUCCGAAAGGUGAACUCCACCCCUCCUGUACGCUGCAGUUCCCAGCACUCACUAUUUGGAUUGAACCAGGUGUCGGAAUUUUUACCACAGCUUGAAGACCCUGGAGGCUCAAAGGAUAUUAAAGAGCUCCUGCAGGAGCAAGGCAGUAGUAAUGUGAUCGUGACCUCUGCAGUUAUAAUUAAUCACAUAAGUGCACGUUUUUUUGUCGUUCCAGGUGUGGUGCCAUCCUGCUUGGCUGGGGAUUACAGAGGGCUUAUUGGUGUGGGUGAUGUAUUGUCGGGAGGGUUUAGUAGCGUGCACCCAACAAAUUGUCCUUCCAUCCCACCAUCCCCAUCAAGCCAAGAAGAUGGAGAUGAGAAGGACCAGGUGGAUAAUGGGGGUGUGGAGCAACUGUCUCAGCAGAGCCCUGAUGGGGAGGGUCUAGGAGGCUACUCCCCCCUCGGACCUUCAGCUGAGUCUGAGAGUCUGGGAGAUGCUCCUCUCAGCCCUCUCAUCAAGAGUAGCUUGAGCGAGGAGCUAAGCGAGAACUUGUUGGGCUUGGGCCUUGACCCUGUCACUUUUGCUCCUGGUGCUGAGCACCCAGGCAGCCGCACCGGGGUGGCCCUGGCUGCAGGAUCCACUGACAGCUGCUUUAGUGGAGGUGGAGCUGCCACAGACAGAGAGACUCUUAGUACGGUCAGUAGCUACCGCAGUGAGAAAACGGACUCAACCCAGCUUGAGAGCCCUUCAAUGGGCCAGACGCCUAAACCCAUGUCUAAUGCUCCUUACACAGCUUUGCCUCAGGGUAAAGGCCCCUAUCAGCAGCAUGGAGAUGUGCUCCAGGGCGGUAGUGACACGGAUGACCUGUCUGACAGCGUGCUGCUACGCUCACCCUCCAAAGAGCUCUCCUCUAGGCAGGGCCUGGACAGAACUCUGGUGGAGGGGGAGGACCUUCCCCCUUUGCUUACGGACAUUGCACAGCCCUCCUUGCAGGACUCAUCACUGUAUAGCAGCGGGACUUCUGAGUACUGCGAUGUUGAUGGUGGCAUCCCCAUACCCCCUCUUCCUCCUCCACGCCAGGCCAGCUCUGUACCGUCAGGGUUGGCACUGGGCUUGGUCUGCUCAGAGCCUGCUCUGCCGGUCUCUGCCCCAUCCUACCUCCUAGCAGAGCCGCCGUCUCUGCAAGCGCAGCAGCAGGUAGUGCGACCUAAAGAUCUGAAACUGCUACGUGCCGGUGGCAGUGUGGGUCACCGACCCGGUCGCAGGAAAGCUCCCCGUAAACGAGGCACUGCUGGCAGUAGCAGUUUCGACUGUGGCUCCUACCGCCGGCACCACAACCGUGGCCAACACAGAGACUACAUUCCUGUACGCAGUCGGCUAGGUGCCAAAGCCUACAGUGAGAGCUUGUUUGAGGACUCCAGCGAUGAAGAUGAUGGCAGUGACAUGAGUGCUGGUUCUAGUCUUGGAUCCCAGCGCCGCUUCAGCUCUGACGACGAAGACGAUGAUGAAGAUGAUGAUUCUAGCUCCUCUACCUCCUGCUACUCCCAUGAUCUGGCGAAUACCGGCAUCGCUUCCCAACCUGUCCCCCCUCAAAUGCCUAGCCCUGGAGAGGGGGAGGAGCCUGACACAGUAGGACCCUCCCAUUCUCGCAGUGCUCAGCGCUCAGCCAGCACAGCCAGUGCCAAGACUCAUGCCAGAGUGCUCAGCAUGGAUGGGGCCGGUGGAGGCUCCAACAACACAGGGAACCUUGCGUCUACUGUGCUUCCUUUACCUGUUUCUUCUGCUCCUGCCCCACGUCCACUCACCAUCUCUAAAUCAGAUCUGGAGGCUCGGACAGUGCACUCAGAGGGCUUUUCCAGGGCCCAUCAUAGGCUAGACUCUCUUGGAGGCUCCUGGGCUGGGAACCAGACAGGCUGGAGGGCAGGAGAGCUGCUAGAAGAGGGGGCAGUAGGAGGAGGGGUGUUAAGUAAACGUGAUUCUGUGAGCAGUGUGAAAAGGACACAGGCCAUUCGCAGGCGUCAUAAUGCUGGUAGUAACCCCACUCCGCCCCCUUCUGCCAUGGGCUCUCCUCCGAGUCUUCAAGACCUUCAGAGAGUCCGCACUUCCUCUCACUCCCGCACACGAACGCUCCCCUCUGCUCUGCACUUCGCUGCCUCAUCCUUGCUGCUGCUGCCCCGCAGCGGUGUUCACGAGGCAUCCACCUUCGAUGACACCUCAGAGGGAGCUGUGCACUACUUUUAUGAUGAGAGCGGAGUAAAGAGGUCUUAUACUUUUGGGCCUGCUGGUGGAGGAUAUGAGGACCCAGUUCAGGAGCGAGAGCGACAGUCACAAUCCUCUAGCUUUACCUCCACUGAUGUACAGGAGGUGGCGCCAGCGCUGUCUAUGCUGCAGCCCAGGCCGGUGGUCCUCCAGGGCAUGCAGGUCCGCAGGGUGCCUCUGGAUAUGCCAGAGUUUGACUUAGAUCAUGAGUCCCCUCAUGAAUCCCAGGAGAACACACUGAUGAUUGAGGAAAAGGCCAAGCCUAAACAUUAUUACCGUUUCUGGUUGCUGCCGGGGAAAUGGCUAAGAGUUCGUUAUGACAGGCUUGCUUUGCUAGCCUUACUGGACAGGAACCGACGCGUAGGGGAGAAUGUUUUUGCUGUGGUGUUGGCCAGCUUAGUGGCGUUCCUUGGCUUCCUGUUGCUUUUCCAGGGCUUCUUUAGGGACAUCUGGGUCUUCCAGUUCUGCCUAGUCAUUGCCAGCUGUCAGUACUCCUUGCUAAAGAGUGUGCAGCCUGAUGCGGCAUCUCCGAUGCAUGGCCAUAACUGGAUCAUAGUGUACAGCCGACCAGUGUAUUUCUGCUUGUGUUGUGUGCUGAUAUGGGUAUUUGACCUGGUUGGCCACUCAGACAGUAUGCUGCCUUUCACCCUCUAUGGGGUCACCUUCUUUUCCGCCCAUUUUCUGCUCUGCGCUAGAGACAUGCUCAUAGUGUUCACCCUCUGUUUUCCAAUCAUCUUCCUGUUUGGGCUUCUACCUCAGGUCAACACGUUCCUCAUGUGUUUGUUGGAACAGGUGGACAUGCACAUUUUCGGUGGAACUGCAACUACAAGCCCCCUGUCUUCAGUCUAUAGUCUGUUACGCAGUAUAUUGGUGGCGGCUCUGGUUUAUGGAUUUUGCCUUGGUGCCAUCAAUGCUCCAUGGGGAGAGGCACAUGUCCCGGUGCUCUUCUCUGUGUUCUGUGGCCUCCUCCUGGCCUUGUCCUAUCAUCUGAGCAGGCAGAGCAGUGACCCGACCAUCCUCUGGUCUCUGAUCCGCUCCAAGUUCUUCCCAGAACUGGAGAGCCGAACACCAGAAGAGCCCUCAUUAGAGAUUAAAGACCCUCUCCCAGAGAAAUUGCGCAACUCUGUGAAAGAAACUCUUCACUCAGAUCUGGUCAUGUGCCCUCUUAUGGCCAUUAUCACCUUUGCCAUUAGUGCCAGCACCGUCUUUAUUGCUCUGCAGCCUGCUCUCAGUUUCGUCCUGUACAUCUUGGCUGGGGUGGUGGGGUUCUCCACACACUACCUCCUGCCUCAGCUCCGCAAACAGCUGCCCUGGUUCUGCUUGGCCCACCCUGUGCUGCGCUCCAGAGAAUACAGCCAGUUUGAGGUCCGAGAUGCUGCUCAGCUCAUGUGGUUUGAGAAGCUGUAUGCAUGGCUGCAGUGUGUGGAGAAGUAUUUCAUCUACCCAGCUGUAGUGCUCAACUCCCUCACCACUGAAGCUCACACUGUCAGCCAAAACCCUGACAAACCUGGAGCCUAUGGCCGCGCUCUAUUCAUCUCAGUGGCUGGAAUGAAGCUGCUUCGUACGUCCUUCUGUGUCCCGUCUCAGCAGUAUGUCACUCUGUGCUUCACCGCCCUCUUCUUCCAGUUCGACUACCCGCGCUUUUCACAGACCUUCCUCCUCGACUACUACUGCAUGUCCAUCCUCUUCAGCAAGCUGUGGGAUCUGCUGUUUAAGCUGCGUUUUGUGCUGACCUACAUUGCACCUUGGCAGAUCACAUGGGGUUCUGCUUUCCAUGCCUUCGCUCAGCCAUUCGCCGUUCCCCACUCAGCCAUGCUGUUUGUGCAAGCUGUGUUUUCUGCUCUCUUUUCCACUCCUCUCAACCCUGUGUUGGGCAGUGCUGUUUUCGUUACUUCAUACACCCGACCUGUGAAGUUCUGGGAGCGAGAUUACAACACCAAACGAGUGGAUCACUCCAACACGCGUCUGGCCACACAGCUGGACCGCAACCCUGGUGCUGAUGAUAACAACUUGAACUCUAUCUUCUACGAGCAUCUGACACGUUCUCUGCAGCACUCGUUGUGUGGGGACCUUCUGUUGGGCCGCUGGGGAAACUACAGCACCGGAGACUGCUUCAUCCUGGCCUCCGACUACCUCAACGCUCUCGUACACAUCAUUGAGAUCGGCAACGGCCUCGCCACUUUCCAGCUCAGAGGUUUGGAGUUCAGAGGAACAUAUUGCCAGCAGAGGGAGGUGGAGGCGAUCACUGAAGGGGUGGAGGAAGAUGAAGGCUGUUGCUGCUGUGAGCCAGGUCAUCUCCCCCACAUGCUCUCCUUCAACGCGGCCUUUGGUCAGCGCUGGUUGGCUUGGGAGGUGGCCGCCACCAAAUACGUCCUGGAGGGCUACAGCAUUAGUGACAACAAUGCAGCUUCCAUGCUUCAAGUAUUUGACCUGCGCAAAAUUCUCAUCACAUAUUAUGUCAAGAGUAUCAUCUACUAUGUGACCCGCUCUCCCAAACUGGAGGAAUGGUUGGCCAACGAGACAGUGCAGGAAGCGUUGGGGCCCUGCCUCAGCCCUUCCUACGUGGAUAGUGACCCCACCUUUAACCUAAACAUAGAUGAAGACUAUGACCACCGUGCUUCCGGCAUCACUCCGUCUUCCUUCUGUCUGGUGUACCUGGAGUGGAUUAAAUACUGCAACAGCCGCAGACAAACGCCAGUUGAGAGUGAGAAGGAUUCCCCUCUGGUCACACUCUGUUUUGGGUUGUGUAUUCUGGGCCGUCGAGCUCUGGGCACCGCCUCCCAUAGCAUGUCAGCCAGCUUGGAGCCUUUUCUCUACGGACUUCAUGCCCUGUUCAAGGGCGACUUUCGUAUCACCUCUCCUAGAGAUGAGUGGGUUUUUGCAGACAUGGAUCUGCUGAACAGGGUGGUGGCUCCAGGUGUACGGAUGUCCCUCAAACUGCACCAGGAUCACUUCACCUCUCCUGAUGAGUAUGAGGACCCAGUGGUGCUGUACGAUGCCAUCACUGCUAAUGAAGAGAAGAUGCUGAUCUCUCAUGAGGGCGAUCCUGUGUGGCGCAGUGCUAUUCUGGCUAACAUGCCUUCUCUGCUUGCUCUCCGCCACGUUAUGGAUGACGGAAGUGAUGAGUACAAGAUCAUCAUGCUGAACAAACGCUUCCUCAGCUUCAGAGUCAUCAAGGUGAACCGGGAGUGUGUGCGCGGGCUGUGGGCCGGACAGCAGCAGGAGCUGGUCUUCCUGCGGAACCGGAACCCUGAACGCGGCAGCAUCCAGAAUGCCAAGCAAGCCCUGAGGAACAUGAUUAACUCGUCCUGUGACCAGCCCAUCGGAUACCCUAUCUAUGUCUCCCCACUCACCACCUCCUACGCCGGGGCCCAUGUCCAGCUACGUUCUGUCUGGGGAGGCCCUAUCAGUCCUCACAACAUUUACACGUGGUUCAUCAGCAGCUGGGACAGGCUUCAGAAGGGAUGUGGUGCCGGAUGUAACAGUGGGGGGAAUAUUGAGGAUUCAGAUUGUGGUGGCGGCUCUACCUCCAUCAGUAACAACCCUGCAGCUCAUCCUCCCCAGAACACAGCGUCCAGCAUCACUCAGCCUCAUCCCACUACUGUACAGCCCUUGAUGGGGACUGACAACCCCGUUGGACCUUCCUGGCCGCUGCAUCCCCAGCCCCUCCCACUUGCCCUGCUCAGCCAAUCAGAGGGCAGGAUGGAUGCAGGGCUGGUUAGCUCCUUGCACCGAACCUCUUCCAUCCAUGGGCUUUUGGGGCAACACCUGUCCAGCUCCCAGCUGUCUUUCAGUAGUUCGGUGGCCCUGCCGCCUGCAGAUCGCUUCUGCCCCAGUAGCCUGCAGGACAACCCCAGUCAUAGGGCGUCUCAGAGGGGCCUAAGCCUAGGCCAGGGCAGCGGGCUGCCCUAUGAGGCCCUGUACAGCAAAUGGAGUCUGCCAGGGAGGAAAGGAUUUAACGGACCUGCUGUAAUGGAAGGGGAUGGCUCAGUAUCACAGAGCAUAUGCACACAGCCUUUGCAGCCUCCCCUCCCUGUCCUGCCCUCUGAUGUCAGCCCAACACUGGAUCCAGUGGGAGCAGUCAUACCCUCUGAGACUACGCCCCUUACAUCAUCAGACCCGCCCAGUACACGGGAGGAGUCUACAGAACUGCCUUUACUUGAGCGCCUCCGCUGAGCCUGCACAGCACGACCAGUGCAGCUAGGAUCAGACGAGCCCAUGGACAUCCUUGCCAUCCAGAAGGAGCGAGCUAGGAUGAAGUCGAGCUGAACUUAUCAACCUUUUUUAUAAUUAAAGCAUCUUCAGUCAGUUUUGCGUAUAUUAGGAUGUUUCUCGCAAGUAUCCUUAAUAAACACAUCACCAGAUACAGAAGCACACUAGAAGAGUGCUGUGUUAGGUAAUGAACUCUGGACUGAGCUCUCCUUAGCUUCUUUGGCUACUGUUUUGGCCUCCAGGCCCAUAAGCCAAAAAAAGUGGCCAGUCAGUGCAAUCUUAAGGGAUUUUCUUUUCUUAUAUAAAGAGGGUCAGGUCAUUAAAUCAAAGCGAAUCGGUGACCUGUACCACCAGCAGUAACAAAAAGGGAACUCCCCUGUCCUCUGUAGCAGCCUUAAACCUACUCAAGCUUUUGUUUUUACCCCCACACCCAGUUCAUUGCUAAACAUACACAAAUGCUGCGCAUCAGCUGUAUUGUGGAGGAUUUCUCCCUUUGAUCAAAGCCCAGAGCUUGCCGCCACAUAAGUCACUGUCCUUUCAAGACCAAAGGACUCAAAUUUGAUUCCCCCUCACUGAGCCGUCAUUCAGUAGCUCACACAUUCCAGCAAAGACAUUCAAUCAUGUCGGCAGCCCAUCAGACGUGCUUAUGCUCUUAAAUGACAACCACGACCAUUUUUCAGCAAGCUUCAGGGAAAAGACUUGAAUAUACACACACAUACUCACUCACAUGCACACUUCCCUCAUCACCUGGUGCUCCCUUCAUAGUUUACAGCUGGCUCAGGUGAGGAUGGUGGGGCUUGCGAUUUGUAGAAUAGGUGGGACAGAGUAGACGUCAUCAAACCGGUGGUUAGUCUUGUUUUUUUUUUUUUUUUUUUUUAUUAUUAUUAUUAUUUCUUUUAGACUUUCUUUAUUUUCUUUAUACAUCCCACAGGAAAUCAGACUACCUGCUAAAUUCCUAAACUGCUCCCUACGGAAUGGGCUCUGAUGGUGACGUAGUGGGCCGGAGCACAUGAGGGCUUCCUGGCCUCCCGUCAGGCUUUUUCCUGCUGCUGCAAGUGCCUGCAGUUUGUCUCCCUCUACUGCAAUACUACUGCUACUGCACCACCCCCUCUACUACUAAUAAAACUAACCAAACUACUGCUUUGACUUCUAAACUCCAGCGUUUUAGUUGGAAGAACUUGAUAAGGGAAAAAAAAAACAAUUCAGAUUUACCGAUUCUAAAGACAAAGGUUUAUUUGAUUUCUGACAGAGUGGCUGUUUUUUGUUGAUUGUGCUGAUACUAGCUGGACAUGAGUGAACUGUAACCUUUGCCCCCAUUCAUGAAUCCACCGGAUUGUGACUAACUAAUUCCUUAAAUCUGUGUGUAAUACAACUGGAAGGUUAGAUGUCAUUCUGAUGUUAAAUAUCUGCUGUUGGGCGAACGAAGCUCAGACCGCCUGCUGUGGAAAGCAGGGCACUUACUGCCUCUACAACAACAAACAUAUCAAAUGCUCGCAGUCAAACAAUACAGCACUGACAUCAGCCUGGAAUAGCUGCGACGUGUCGAUGUAAAGGAGCUUGAAAUAUCCCAUGAGCUGUUUAAAGUGGUUUUGAGAUUCCGAAAGCCAUUCCGCUCUUCUUCACCAUACAAUUUCCUAGCUUAAAAUGAUUGACGUGGCUGAGCUGUGCUCUGAAAAAGGCUUUCCAUCGAACGAUAUGGUUUGAGAGUCAGCAUUCGGGGGCUGCCAUGGGAUAAUGGUGCCUUCCAAUUUGACGGGCGGUGUUCAGGUGAAAGAGAAGGAUUUUUGCUGGAAUUUUUACAGUGGUUCCACAGAGUAUGGCAAAAUUAUGCGCUUUUUCUGCUGAGAAGUCCCAUUUUAUUAAUUUUACCAAGCUUAUGCAUUCAAUUUGGGCAAUUCUUGCUCGAUCAACAUCAAGUUUUGAUGUGAUAUGAGCUUCUAGCUUCUUUAGUGCCAGUAGAGGCAGUUCACACUGAAUUGAUUGUGCUCACAUAUUCAUAUUCUCAUUUAAACCACCAAUUGUUAGUAGGUUCAUAGAGUCUCUCCACCCAUCACAGACCAUAUCACAAGUUGUUUGAACACUAAACAUGAAGUCUCUCUGCAGAUCGUGCGGCUUAGUCUGUUUCCGAUCACCACCAUGCAUUCUCUAGUCCAUCUCAAGUCAUGUAGUCUGCCAAGCAAACCUGGCUCGUUUACAGCCUCUUGCGAUGGACUUCAGUAGCUAUCGAGCGUUUGGUUCAAGGCCUAUCGACCUAUUUCUCUCUUUCCAUCAGGACCAGUUCUCUCAUCUUUAGGGUGACUUUUCCAAAGCAACAGGGAGUACUUCUCUUACUGGGAGAAAGCACAAGUUACUGGAUAGUGGUCAGUGAUUUAAAAGGGAUCUGAUCAAUCUCUGCCAUAUAUGUACAGCAUGUUUUGUAUAUAAAUAUAUUUAAAAUAUAUAUAUAUAAAUCUAUUUUAUUAUUAUUGUAUUUCUGGUUAUUUUUCAAUGGAGGACACUACUUUGAGUCUUAGGGGAGUCAUGCUUCGGUGUAUCUGUGCUUGCGGAGGGGUCUGACAUAGAAUCAUGAAGUCUGGGGAAUGAAUCAGUUAAUACUGCUUUUGCACAACUAUUGUAAAAUAGUGUACUUUUUUAUUUUAGUUACAUGGGGGAUUGUUUUAUUUAAAAACUGUUAUUCAAUAUUCAAAGUUAUGUACAGUUUUUUUUAUGUGAUUUUUUUUUUUUCUUUUUUUCUCCUAUUUAAAUUAAAGAUUUUUUGUGUCAUUGUUUGCAAUACAGCCAUUUUGUAAAUCCA